UUUCCAACAACCCGACAAAAAAAAUGCACGCAACUUCGUCACGUCGUCACUCAUCAAAUAAAAACGAAGACGAAAAUUACCAUAAAAUUACGAAGGUUAGUUCUAGUUUCUUAAAAAUAGAAUAAAACAAAAAAAAAAAAAUUUACCCUCGCGUGUGAUCUUUUCAAAAGUUUUGUGUUUUGUCAAUAAUAAUUUAAAUAAACUUAACCAAAAAAAUGUAUGAAUUAAAAACCCUUUUGCCCAAAUUCGAUAUCGAAUUACCGACCUGCAUGUACACUUUAAGGAGUAAUGCACUCUCCGCCGAGCAGCAGGAUUCGACAACGACAAGACAUUGCAAUGGAUCUGCUGGACCUGGAUCAUCUGCCGAUGUAAGUGAAAGUAAAAAUAAAUUGAAAAAUACAUCAACAUCUUCAAGAUUGUCACCGCCUUCGUCGUCGAGUAAUAAAAAAUGUGUUCUUCUCGAUGCCGUCGAACGACAAAUUCAACAAUUUCUCAAGGGAUCCAGUCACACAUCUGAAAUCGAACAACGACAAGAAAAGGUCCUUCAGCAGUUGAAUGAAUUGAAAUCCCAACUGGCGGGGAUACGGUCACAACUUGGGCUAUGCCAAAAAGGUGUUCAACACACCGCAAAGCCCGCUGUUAAGAAAGAUGACCUCAUUGUUGAUGACCCUCUUCAUGACAUCGUCAUCAACUCUCAGCCAACUUUCAUACCAUACUCCUUGUUAGCACUCAAAAACGCCUGGAAGGGUUCCUUCAACAUUGACGUGAAAGUAUUCGCCCACUCAUCCAUCUCUAACGUCAGCGAUGAAGCACGUGAAUUUGAGAAAAAACUAUGUGCCUCCAGCCCAAGUGAUCCAUCAAAGCGUGGCAUCAAAAUUACACUCAUUUGGACAAAUUGUGAGCAUACUGAAAUGAUCAUGUCACCUACCAUGUACGUUCCCAUCUACGGCGAAGUGAAUAUCAUUCGUUAUUUGGGGCGAGUUGGACCGGCAGAAUAUCGUUACGAACAGACACCCCUCUGCAAUGAAAUCGAUUUGGUGCUGGAUAUCUGCUAUGAACUCCUUCGAUGCAGUACACCUAAAUCAAAAGCUGACAUUAUUCGUAUUCUUAAUACUCGAUUGCAGAAGGAACAAUAUUUCGGUGGUAGUCGAUUAUCUGUUGCCGAUAUUGGAUGUUAUAGCACAUUUUUGCGAAUGAAAUUAGGUGCUAAAGAACUUACGCCAGCACUCAAAGAGUGGCGUGAACGAGUCAAGGCUGCGAUACAACUAUAAUUUUGAAUUUUAAACUUGAAAAACGAAAUAAAUUCGAAGAAUUAAACGAAAUGACGAAAUAUUA
Episyrphus balteatus (marmalade hoverfly) is the source of this 1335-nucleotide messenger RNA. RefSeq names its product probable aminoacyl tRNA synthase complex-interacting multifunctional protein 2 (gene AIMP2). Lineage: Eukaryota; Metazoa; Arthropoda; Insecta; Diptera; Syrphidae. The coding region runs from base 216 to 1271 and encodes 351 amino acids. Gene Ontology annotation, cellular component: aminoacyl-tRNA synthetase multienzyme complex. The transcript has 4 exons. The record is from RefSeq and is a predicted model, not a curated record.